Messenger RNA from Cryptomeria japonica (Japanese cedar), 1617 nucleotides. RefSeq names its product chloroplastic lipocalin. The record is from RefSeq and is a predicted model, not a curated record. The transcript has 5 exons. Lineage: Eukaryota; Viridiplantae; Streptophyta; Pinopsida; Cupressales; Cupressaceae. Gene Ontology annotation, molecular function: small molecule binding. The coding region runs from base 267 to 1304 and encodes 345 amino acids.
CAAGAGACUUUGACGAUGGGAAAAGAUGUUAUGUUAAAUUAAAUGAAUUGGAAAAGGACACCAGCGUGGUGGGAUUGUGGCAUGCCAAUCAGCAUGAAACAACCUUAUCCACGCUGGUCAGUGGCAAGGUACCUAGCCAAAAGCUAAUCCAUCAAUGGCACGCUAAAGCAAGAUGAGUUCUUGGAAAAUUUAAAUGACAGUGUAUAGUAGUGCAGAUCAACAACGAGGAUAAGUGUAAGUGGAUUAAGAAGAAUUCCGAGAAAAAGAUGGAGUAUAGUAUGAGUUUGAAUCGAUCGGCAAUAGCCGCACCAAUCCCAUCCUCUAGUUGGUCGUCGCCCAUUGCAUCUGCAAUGGCUUUGCCAAGAUUUGGAUGCUAUUAUAAGAGGAAAAUGGCAGUAAGAUGCUUUAUUGGACACUCAACAGGAUUAAGAGAAACAAUCUGCAGAAAACUGCAAGCAAGCUUUGGAGCAGUUGUCUUACUGAAUGCUGUUACUAAUCAGGUCAUUGCUGCAGAGUACUCACAGAGCAACAUUUGUCAACUUGCAUCUAUCACAGAAAAUAGCACAACUCUAACAAUUGAUAACUCAAGCGAGGAUGAAAAUCAGAAUCUAAUGAUGACUGGCAUGACUGCCAAUAAUUUUAAUCCAAUUAGGUAUUCAGGAAGAUGGUUUGAGGUUGCCUCUCUCAAGCGUGGAUUUGCAGGCCAGGGACAAGAAGAUUGCCAUUGUACACAAGGUGUGUAUUCAUUCGAUGCCAAAAAUCGGGCUAUUCAAGUUGAUACGUUUUGUGUUCAUGGCAGUCCAGAUGGGUACAUUACUGGUAUAAGAGGAAACGUUCAAUGCCUAAAUGAGGCAGAAAUCAAGAAGGCAGAGACUAAGCUAGAGAGACAAGAAAUGAUUAGAGAGAAAUGUUUUCUUCGCUUUCCUACAAUUCCUUUCAUACCUAAGCUGCCAUAUGAUGUGAUUGCGACAGAUUAUGAUAAUUUUGCUAUUAUAUCAGGAGCAAAAGACAGGAGUUUUGUUCAGAUUUACUCACGGACACCUAACCCAGGACCAGAUUUCAUUGAGAACUAUAAAACCUAUUUGUCAAGUUUUGGGUACGAUCCAAGUGACAUAAAAGAUACUCCACAAGAUUGUGACGUGAUGCCGACCAGUCAAUUAGCGCUGAUGAUGUCUCAACCAGGAAUGCAACAAGCUUUGACAAAUCAAUUUCCUGAAUUGGGUUUGAAGCGUGCCGUACAGUUUGAUCCUUUUACUAGUGUACUUGAAACAUUCAAAAAGCUCAUUGAGCUUUACUUUAAGUAAACUCCCACUUCAUGUCUCUUUUCCAUAUUUGUUGAUUAUAUUAUUGGUGAUUAUAAGAACAAAAAAACUAUGUACAUUGUACAGUGCCAAAUUGAUGCUAAGUUAAGCAGAAAGUCUAUGCGGUAGAAGCUCAUAUGAUACGUUUGGGUUAGAGUACAUGAUAAGCAUAAUAUUCCUAAGAGGCAUUCAAAUAUGAAUUCCAACUCUAGAAAGAUAGUUAAGAGAUUGUAUUUGGAGUUGCACAAAUGUUAUUAUUAUUAAAUUGCAGGACAAUGUCAUGAUAAAUUAGCAAAGUAAUUUUUCAAAAGGAAAA